Messenger RNA from Brachypodium distachyon (stiff brome), 1728 nucleotides. Its product is annotated as UDP-glucosyltransferase UGT13248. Gene Ontology annotation, molecular function: UDP-glycosyltransferase activity. The coding region runs from base 137 to 1546 and encodes 469 amino acids. The record is from RefSeq and is a predicted model, not a curated record. The transcript has 3 exons. Lineage: Eukaryota; Viridiplantae; Streptophyta; Magnoliopsida; Poales; Poaceae.
CGAGUCCAUGAGCCCAUUCAGGACGGAAAUCCAGUUUCGCCGCCGGACAGCAGAGAACCUUGGGCGCUACUCUGCUUCGACGCCUACUUAUCCAUCCCUGACCAACAGAGCAAACAGAACACCCAAGAACUGAAUCAUGGACAGCACAGGCAAAUCGGUGAUGGCGACCAGCGAGGGGCCGAGCAUCCUCUUCCUCCCGUUCCCGGGGGCGCAGGGCCACGCGAACCCGAUGCUCCAGUUCGGCCACCGCCUGGCUUACCAGUACGGCUUCCGCCCCACGCUCGUCGUCACCCGCUACGUGCUCUCCACGGCCCUGCCCCCCGACGCGCCCUUCCGCGUGGCCGCCAUCUCCGACGGCUUCGACGCCGGCGGCAUUCGGUCGUGCCUCGACAUGGCGGAGUACUGGCGCCGGCUGGAGGCGGUCGGGUCGGAGACUUUGUCGCGGCUCAUCUCCGACGAGGCGCGCGAGGGGCGGCCCGUCAGGGUGCUCGUGUACGACCCGCACGUGGCGUGGGCGCGGCGGGUGGCACGGGAGGCCGGCGUGCCCGCGGCGGCCUUCUUUUCGCAGCCGUGCGCGGUGGACAUCUUCUACGGGGAGCUGCACGCGGGGCGGAUGGCGAUGCCCGUCACGGAGGCGGACGCGCGAGCGCUGCUGGUGCGCGGAGCGAUAGGGGUGGAGCUUGCGCUGGAUGAUGUGCCGCCCUUCGUGGUCGUGCCGGAGUCGCAGCCGGUGUUCACCAAGGCGUCGAUUGGGCAGUUCGAAGGGCUGGAGGAUGCCGACGACGUGCUCGUCAAUUCCUUCCGCGACAUCGAGCCAAUGGAGGUAGAAUAUAUGGAGUCAACGUGGCGAGCCAAGACGAUAGGCCCAACCUUGCCGUCAUUCUACCUUGAUGACGACCGUCUGCCAUCCAACAAGUCUUAUGGUUUCAAUCUCUUCAACGGUGGUGAUGCAGUUUGCAUGAAAUGGUUGGAUCAACAGAGCAUGUCAUCUGUUGUGCUUGUGUCCUAUGGGACUGUCUCCAACUACGACGAAUCCCAGCUAGAGGAGCUAGGAAAUGGACUAUGCAGUUCUGGCAAGCCUUUUAUUUGGGUUGUGAGAUCCAACGAGGCACACAAAUUGUCAGGCGAACUCAAGGCGAAAUGCGAGAAGAAGGGACUAAUUGUUUCUUGGUGCCCCCAACUCGAGGUUCUGGCACACAAGGCCACGGGUUGUUUCUUAACACAUUGUGGAUGGAACUCCACAUUAGAGGCGAUCGUUAACGGUGUACCUGUAGUGGGAAUUCCACAUUGGGCAGACCAGCCAACCAUCGCGAAGUAUGUGGAGAGCGCAUGGGACAUGGGCGUGCGAGUGAAGAAAAGCUUGAAUGGACAACUAAGGAGGGAGGAGAUCGAGAGAUGCAUCAAGGAGGUGAUGGAUAGUGAGAGGAAGGAUGAGUAUACAAGGAAUGCCGCGAAGUGGAUGCAAAAGGCCAAGGAGACAAUGCACGCGGGAGGAAGCUCAAACAAACAUAUUGCUGAAUUCGCUGCUAAGUAUUCGUCAAGUUAAAAGUUAUAGCUAUGCAAUCUUUUACUUCAUGAUAAAUAAUUACGCAAUGAUUUGUUAUUCACAAAAUGUUUAGGGCCGAAGGAGCACACAUUUGCCCUACAUAUUUUGGAUAACCUAAUCAUACCUCCUACAUCAUUUCUGGUCUUUGUCACUUUUUACUUUUGGAUGUUUCGAAAGUGGGA